Messenger RNA from Durio zibethinus, 1051 nucleotides. Its product is annotated as bet1-like SNARE 1-1. The record is from RefSeq and is a predicted model, not a curated record. NCBI's taxonomy places the organism in Eukaryota, Viridiplantae, Streptophyta, Magnoliopsida, Malvales, Malvaceae.
GAAAAUUACCAUUUACCGUCCACUCUCCCUCCACGCCCUAUAAAUCUUUACUGUCAGUAAACUAUCCAAUCUCUAUUCCUGAUUUGCAAGUAUUUUUAUUUUUUUUCUUCACAAUUUGUCUGGUGCUGCCAUAGCAGGGAAACCCAUGCCAUCUUCCCUCCAAAGGGACAUGCGUAACAACAGAGUUGCACUUUUUGAUGGCAUCGAGGAAGGUGGCAUAAGGGCCUCAUCUUCUUAUUCACAUGAAAUUGAUGAGCAUGAUAAUGAAAGAGCAAUGGAAGGAUUGCAAGAUAGAGUCAAUCUGCUGAAGAGACUGUCCGGCGAUAUACAUGAGGAGGUGGAUAGCCACAAUCGCAUGCUGGAUCAAAUGGGAAAUGAUAUGGACGCAUCAAGAGGGAUACUCUCAGGAACCAUGGACAAGUUUAAGAUGGUAUUCGAGACUAAAUCAAGCAGGAGAAUGUUUACACUUGUGGCAUCUUUUGUGGUUAUUUUCCUUGUCAUAUACUAUCUUACCAGGUAAUUGUUCUAUGGUGUAUUUGAUACAGCUGUGGGCUUUAUGUGACAAUUUGAAAACCCUUUUAUACAUGGUUACUGUAAACAAUGUGCUUCCUACAUGUAAGAUAUUUUGGUAUGUUUGUAUAAAGAUGUUUUGGUAUAUCAAAAAGGCCUUGCUAGCAUGAACUGGCUAGCAGUUAAUGUGCCUUUAGCAUCCUACAACGUAUACAAUUUGCAUUAUCUUUCUUCUAUUCCUGUUAAUGGCUUAAGAUUUGAAUGCAGGCUGUCUGCAACUCUCAUACAAGUUCCGAAUUCCUAUUUAGAACUGAGCCAAUGACUGGCUACUAAAAGUUAACCAUGGUUAAAUCUUGUUUUAGUUACAGUUUUUCUUACAAAUUGUUGUUUGGUUUCUACCCAUGGCGAGAGGAAGCGGAAGGCAGAGAGGGGACAUUUUAAUAGUAGUAUUAUUAAUUUGCGUGGAGAGAUGACAGAGAAAAGAUUAUCAAACAAAAUGAAAAAGAUUAGGGAAAAAAACAACUGAAGAAAAAACUAUUUG